UUGCUUACAGCGGCACGGCACCAUCCUUGGGAAAUGUCAAAUUUUGUAAACAAAACAUCCAAACAAACUUCACAGAACCGCAUGUGCCGUACUCGCUCGGAAUGGAAGCUAAAUCAUUUAUGCACAGUUUGAUACGGCCAGAGUAUCAAGGGAAGUCGACAGAAAACCAUAUUGUGAGGCUGAAAUACUUUCGUGCCAAGAACCAAAAGCAGCCAAAAAAACCGACCAAUAAAAAGAAACUUUCGCGCAAAGAAAUCAAAGAGCUAGGCCUGUACACCUUACCACCAGACACGGUCAAGUACGCAGAUGCCUUAAAGCUGCAUCGGGUGUGGCGUGGAUAUUAUCAAACUAUUUUCCCUGAAAUGCAGCCAGACGUUACCGAUCCCGAGUACGAUAAGGUUAUAGCUAGCCUGCUGAAGGCAGACUAUCACGGUGCGAAGAUACAGAUCGUCCGGUCGAAGCAGUCCAGCGUGGUAGGAAUGAAAGGAAUCGUUGUGCUGGAUACGAAAGGCACCUUCAAGAUGGUGUCGAAGGACGAUAAAUUGCGCACGAUACCGAAAAGGGAUUCCCAGUUUGAAGUGAUCUGCGGAGAUCGGAUGGUGACCAUAUUCGGUAAACAUCUAAGUGCCCGGCCAGCGGAACGAGCAGUGAAGAAGUUAAAAAUAUUUGCAAUUCCUGAUUUAUAAGCGAACGGAAUGUGAUGAUAUAUUAUAAGUACAAUGUACGAUGUUCAAUUCACUAUAUGUACCGACUUUAAGGUAACACAAAUGAAUCACGUAUGAGACGCAAAUCCGUCGCCGAACAUAGCACAUAAGAAUUUCAAUGUUAGAAAACUACUUUCUGCGCUCCAAAUAGCGACAUUAGAACUUGAAGGAAGAAGAAUUAGCUUGCAGAUCGGCUACCGAGUUAGAGAAAUACGAUUUAUGAAAGGAAUUUACUUCAUUGGAAUCUUGUAAUUGGUUAGUUAAAAAACUUACAAAAGAUUGAAUUCUCCCAUUGCUUAAUUUCUGUAAAACAUAAAUACAAUAGUCUGCAUGAAACAAAUCCUUUCCCUGUUUUGAAGUUGCUAGCUUUACUUGUGCUACGAUCCAACAGAUGUCGCUUUUGGGUCAUAUUUCAAAUUUAGGGAUAUUUUUUUGUUCGCCAUUAUCUGCCUGAAUCGGGUUGAAAUUGAGAGAAAAUAGAAUGAAUUUCGUUUAAAUAUGAUAAUAAACGUUCCAAACUGAAUAGCAGGUACGAGAACUCCAAGAAAUUAGGGUACGUUACGGACCAGGAAGCAACUUUUACCCGGCGAUAACAGGUCACCGAAAUAACUUCAGACCUAAGGUGACCUGCUGUUGGAAUAAGAAGAGGCGAUUUGGUCAGUUAACAGUGAGAGGUGUUUUGGCCAUAGGUCCAUAUUUUGGAUGAAUUGCUAUACGCUCAGUUCAACGAACAGCAAGAGGCUCCACUAGCAGAUUGAUAUCAUGCUACUGUCACCUAGCAUUGAGGAAUCGCGAAAGGCUAUCCGUCAGCUCAUGAAUAAAAUACGACUAGUGUGCAUUAA
Messenger RNA from Anopheles stephensi (Asian malaria mosquito), 1546 nucleotides. RefSeq names its product ribonuclease P protein subunit p29-like. The record is from RefSeq and is a predicted model, not a curated record. Gene Ontology annotation, biological process: tRNA 5'-leader removal; rRNA processing. The coding region runs from base 102 to 686 and encodes 194 amino acids. Gene Ontology annotation, molecular function: ribonuclease P RNA binding. Gene Ontology annotation, cellular component: ribonuclease P complex; ribonuclease MRP complex. The transcript is spliced from 4 exons. NCBI's taxonomy places the organism in Eukaryota, Metazoa, Arthropoda, Insecta, Diptera, Culicidae.